AUGACCCAACGGGUCGUUACAUUGCACGAGGAUGGUAAAAUACUUCAAGGUGCUGACAUAGAAGAGGUGCAUUCCGAUGCGCCUAUCAUUGAUGAAGAGGUCCAUGGUGAAGAAAAGGUUACUGAUACUAUAGAGGUUGCUGCUGAUACAAGGAAACACAUGAUAAAAGGGGCUCUUCACACUCUGACUCAGAUGUACAAAGCAAAGCCUCCCUUUUCUCAGAGGAUGGCAAAGAAAAAUGAUGAUGCUAAGUGUCAGAAGUUCUAUGAUCAGUUGAAGAAAUUAAUAGUGAAUUUUUCAUUCUUAGAUGCUGUCAAAGAGAUGCCCGAAUUUGCUAAGUUUAUGAAAGACCUUCUUACGAAUAAAAGGUCUGUGCAACAUGAGACAGUGAAUUUUAAUCAUAGGUCUGUGCAACAUGAGAUAGUGAACUGUACUCAUCAUGUGAGUUUGAUCAUUGCUUCCACCACAGUUAAAAAGAAGGGAGAUCCAGGGGCAUUUACCAUCCCGUGCAAUAUUGGGCUUCAUGCAUUCGCCCAUGCUUUGUGUGAUAAUGAGGCAAGUAUCAACUUAAUGCCCCUUGCUAUUUUCAAACAAUCCGGAUUGGGAAAGCAUAGACUGACUUCUACGCGAUUACAGAUGGCGGAAAGAUCUAUCAAGAAGCCAGAUGGGGUUAUAGAUGAUGUGUUGGUGCAAGAGGGUAAGUUCAUGAAGCUUGCUGAUUUCGUUAUUCAGGAUUGUGCGGUGGAUAGAGAUAUUCCCAUCAUCUUGGAAAAACCAUUCCUUGCUACAGGCAGAGCGCUUAUGGACUUUGAAAAGAAUGAAAUUAAGUUCCGAGUGAAUAAUGAAUAA
Molecule: messenger RNA, 849 nt
Organism: Lycium barbarum (goji berry)
Lineage: Eukaryota; Viridiplantae; Streptophyta; Magnoliopsida; Solanales; Solanaceae
Exons: 1
Coding region: 1-849 (282 amino acids)
Source: RefSeq, a predicted model, not a curated record